Microcebus murinus (gray mouse lemur) is the source of this 750-nucleotide messenger RNA. RefSeq names its product cystatin like 1 (gene CSTL1). The record is from RefSeq and is a predicted model, not a curated record. NCBI's taxonomy places the organism in Eukaryota, Metazoa, Chordata, Mammalia, Primates, Cheirogaleidae. Gene Ontology annotation, molecular function: cysteine-type endopeptidase inhibitor activity.
AAGCUAUCUCAGGGCCUGCAGGUACAGUGGGAUCCAGCAGGCAGGAUCAGUGGUGAGUAAGUAGCACGUGAACAAGGAGAACCUGUCUCUAGAGGAAACAUAGGGAACACCUGAUGGCUUGGUAAGACAGUUGGAUCCCAGGGUAGGCAAGCCGUCUCCCAGGAAAGCCUGCGUUGACAAGGGUUGCCGUGGACAAGGGAGCGAGCUGCUGUCUGGCACCACUUGCAGCUGGACAGGUGGCUUCUGAGGCUGCAGAAAUGGGGAUCAGAAGCUGGAGGAACCUCCUGGUGCUGCUGGUUGCCCUGGUGCUGGCGGCCAAGUUGGGUCACUUCGAAAGGUGGGAGGGCUUCCGGGAGAUGCCCAUGAGCAAGAAAAACAUGGAUCCGACACUCAACUUCUUCAUUCAAUCCUACAACAAUGCCAGCAAUGACACCUACUUAUUUCGAGUCCAGGAACUACUUCGAAGUCAGGUCCAGCUGACCACAGGAGUGGAGUAUAUGGUCACUGUGAAGAUUGCCCGGACGACAUGCAAGAAGAAUGUCACGAAGGAUCCUUCCUGCCCCCUGCAGAGCAAGAAGCUGAGAAAGAGUUUGAUUUGCGAGUCUUUGAUAUACACUGUGCCCUGGAUAAACUAUUACCAGCUCUGGAACAACUCUUGCCAGGAUUACUGAGGGCUCCUGCAAAGACCUUCGACAGGGCCUCAGAUGGCCGCCCUGUGCACUGGCUGUUAUAAAAUUGUAAAGAACCUUG